Rhineura floridana is the source of this 2345-nucleotide messenger RNA. RefSeq names its product PTTG1 interacting protein (gene PTTG1IP). The transcript is spliced from 7 exons. Bases 168 to 704 code for a protein of 178 amino acids. Gene Ontology annotation, cellular component: cytoplasm; nucleus. Gene Ontology annotation, biological process: protein import into nucleus. Lineage: Eukaryota; Metazoa; Chordata; Lepidosauria; Squamata; Rhineuridae. The record is from RefSeq and is a predicted model, not a curated record.
GUAAGUAAAUAAUACGUGGGCGGGGACUGAGCUGCGCGCGUGCGUCACGGGAGUGCAGGACGAGAGAGGCAGUUAAAAAAAAUAGUGGGGGAGAAAGUUCACUUCAUAGGCGCCAGAAAAGAAAGGGAAGGAAAUUGAGGGAAGGUCUUUCUUACACCUUCCCCGGUAUGGGUCCUUGUAGAGCGUUCUCGCGGCCCGCCCUCCUGCUGUGCCUCCCGCUGCUCUUCCCGGCGCUGGGUCACAUCGCCAUGGGAGCUCCCGUGCCCGGGGAGCAAGGAGGCUGUCAACAGUACACAAAUAAAACUUGUGAGGAAUGCCUGAAAAAUGUCACGUGUUUAUGGUGCAGCAGCAGCAAAAAAUGCAUGGAAUACCCUGUUCGUAACAUCCUCCCGCCCAGUUCGCUUUGCAAGUUGAGUUCUGCCCGCUGGGGUGUCUGCUGGGUGAAUUUUGAAGCUCUCAUUAUUACAAUGUCGGUGGUGGGAGGAACAAUCCUUAUUGCGCUUUGUGUUUGUUGCUGUUAUUGCUGCAGGAAGAAAAAGAACAGAAAGCCCGAUAAGGAGGAUGAAAAAGCUGCCAGGGAGAGAGAGCAAAGACGAGUGAGGCAAGAAGAGAGAAGAGCAGAAAUGAAAUCGAGGCAUGAUGAAAUCCGGAAAAAAUAUGGUUUGUUUAAAGAAGAGAACCCGUAUGCCAGAUUUGAAAACUGAUUUCUUGUUUUCAAAUCUCUGCCAUUGCUGUCUAUAGAAUGUGUAGCAUGGCUGCUAAAAGAUUCAGUAAAUUAGAUGCCUUAAUUACAAAUGGAAAAGUCUUAAUACAAGACAGAGCCAACUGUAACUGCAAUGAGCUGUUAAUAAACAGUGAGAUGAAAGAGCAAGCAAAGCAUACCUCUGAAAAUCCAAAUGGCCUAAUAGGCUGGAAGAUGUUAAAUUUUUGUUCUCUCUGUCUGUCCUGCAGGUGGGUGUCCUGCUAUGUAGUAUAAGCAUAACCUUUGUUUGUCAGUCAAUUCUUAAGCUGUUUUCUGUGGUCAGCAGAUUAUAGCUAUUUUUAAUUGAAGGGUGGGAGUAAGAUAAGCUUUUUAGGAUCCUUGUGUAGGUCAUCUUGAAAAGCUAGCUGGGUAGGCUAUAUGAAAGGAACAUAAGCUUUAAUUGUGCCACUAGCAGAAAGUGCCUAAAUUGGUCUUAAAAACCAUUUGUUUCCAGCACGUAUGUUUUUAUUGUGGGACUGUGAGGGUUUGCACUUUUAUAUAUUGAUACAAUUUUUUCUUCUUUGGUAAAUGUAUGCGUUCUUCUGUUGUGCCUUUUUCUGAAAAAAUAACUUCAACUACAGAGGUAGUUAGACUGAUUUAUGUUAUUAACAGUAUGAUACUAAUUUUAUACUGAUAUUCAUUAGAUGGCUGCUGUUAUUGGAGUUUUAAAGGCUCUGCUUAUAUUUAAGUACAUGUAUUGCUUGUAAUUAAGAAGCUGCCAAAUACUUGUAUAAUACUUGUAUCUGAAGCAAUGUAUAAUCUUGGAAAAAAUGUCCUUAGUAACCAAAUCAGAAGAACGAAAAGACUCCUUUCUGAAGUAAAGAACCAUAAUGAAGCCUGGAGGUUGAUUUCUGUGGCCUAGGGUAAGGCCUGUCAAAAAAAUGUUUUGCUUGAUUCAGUAGCCAGUUUGUCUUCAAACUAUGCUAUGUCAAGAGUCCUAUGCACUGGAGUUUGAUUUUUUUUAUUAAGGCAGAUUAAUUCAUAAGGGAAAUAUUUUUGUAAUGUUUUAUGUAAACUGGAAGAGUGGAUUAAAAGGCAGCCAUGAAAGAAUAAUUCGGAGGGGUGGCUGUUCUAAAAAGGUACUUGGAAUGUGCCAGAUUUACCCCCCAAGAACCUUUGAAUACUGCACUUGCCUGCCAUGAAACACAGAGCUUAGUGAAAAACACAGCUUAGUGAAAAAUGUAGAAUGAUAUUGUCAUUACCCCCCAAAAAACUAAAAGCAUUGGAUAGUAGAUAGUUUAAAUGUGAGACUUUUGUGGCCAUGCCCUUCAUAAAAAAACACAUGGAUUAAUCAAGUAGUAAUAUUUAAUUGCAGUCUUUAGAUAUGUAUAGAUGUUGUCAAUGGCACAACACAUGGAAUACUUUAUAAUCCAUUAAACAUAUUUUCUCUUCCGUUGACAACUUCAUAAAGGUCAUAGUGAACUCUGGAGGGUUUUUUUUUUACAGAGUCCUACCUAAAAUGCAUAGUAGUAAAUUCCAGAAAUGUAGGAUAUUGUAUUAUAAAAGCUUUCAUACAAUUAUUUUGCCAUACUAACAGGUGUUGAAUGAAUUAACUACAACAAAAUUUGUAAUUUAGAUAACAAAAUAAAUAUUUAAUAUCUUA